GGUCAUGGAAUUGACCAAACUGUCCGACAUGACAAAACUCCACCAAGCUGUAGCUGCUGGGGACUACAAUUCAGUGAAAAAGAUUUUGAAGAAAAGUUUCUGUGGCCCAGACUACAAGGAAGUGGACUGGAACGACCGAACCCCACCUCACUGGGCUGCGAUCAAGGGUGAGGCUGAGCCCCAGUGCCGGGACCACCGCCAGGCCACCAAGCAGAAGGGGCUGCAGCUUGAUCAGCGGGAUGAAGACUGGGAUGCCAACAAGAGGGAGUUGGAGCUGUCUCUUCCUUCCUCAAAGCAAAACACUGAUAAGAAAAAGAAUAAGACUCGAGGCCCCACCAGGCUCAGCAAUACCAAGGACAGGAGAGUGUGAGAAGGCUGGCAUCCCAGGAACUGGAGCUGGGCUUUCUGGCAGGAGACUUUCCUUGGCACCAGACUAGGUGUUGUUUGGUGUGUGUUGUCCUGACAUGAUUUUACUCCUAGAUCAUUAAUUACCCACAUGGCUUCUACCGAUAGCUCCUGACUUGUUGUUCAGUCUGGAAGUCUGGCCUGGGGACUCUCUACAUGGGCUGUCUCCUCCUUGCCCAUACCUGCUGUCCCUAAGUACUACCAAGAGGGGACAAACGUCAGCUGUUUGCAUUUUUGUCACCAGUGAUUUGCACUGUCAGCAUCUCCUGAACCCCUGUAUGCAAUUAUAGCAUUUCAGGGGCAAAGAAAAAUC
Messenger RNA from Orcinus orca (killer whale), 718 nucleotides. It is a transcript of the gene ANKRD66, whose product is annotated as ankyrin repeat domain 66. NCBI's taxonomy places the organism in Eukaryota, Metazoa, Chordata, Mammalia, Artiodactyla, Delphinidae. The coding region runs from base 5 to 370 and encodes 121 amino acids. The record is from RefSeq and is a predicted model, not a curated record. The transcript has 2 exons.